Molecule: messenger RNA, 3213 nt
Organism: Gorilla gorilla gorilla (western lowland gorilla)
Lineage: Eukaryota; Metazoa; Chordata; Mammalia; Primates; Hominidae
Gene: GYS2
Product: glycogen synthase 2
Exons: 16
Coding region: 255-2366 (703 amino acids)
Biological process (GO): glycogen biosynthetic process
Cellular component (GO): cytoplasm
Molecular function (GO): alpha-1,4-glucan glucosyltransferase (UDP-glucose donor) activity
Source: RefSeq, a predicted model, not a curated record
AGAUACUGACAGGGCAGAUACCGCCCUCACAAUACCUGCCCAGAAAGACGAGAAAGAGGAGGAAGAAUUCCUCCUUCCACCAGGAAUUCUGUGGGAAGCACAUAAGAUUUCAUGCUACUAGUUUAUUCCCAAGAGAAGCUACCAAAGCCUGGUAACUCUACCAACUCUAACUUUUGUGUCUGUAAGUGCUCUUCUCCUGGGAUUACAACUAAUUGAAACGGGAUUCAAAGGAGUCUCAGAGGACUGUAAGAAGAAUGCUUCGAGGCCGAUCCCUGUCUGUAACAUCCCUGGGUGGGCUUCCCCAGUGGGAAGUCGAAGAACUUCCUGUGGAGGAGUUACUGCUCUUUGAAGUUGCUUGGGAAGUGACCAAUAAAGUUGGAGGCAUCUAUACUGUGAUUCAGACAAAGGCCAAAACAACAGCAGAUGAAUGGGGAGAGAACUAUUUUCUGAUAGGUCCAUAUUUUGAGCAUAAUAUGAAGACUCAGGUGGAACAGUGUGAACCUGUAAAUGAUGCUGUCAGAAGAGCAGUGGAUGCAAUGAAUAAGCAUGGCUGCCAGGUGCAUUUUGGAAGAUGGCUGAUAGAAGGAAGUCCUUAUGUGGUACUUUUUGACAUAGGCUAUUCAGCUUGGAAUCUGGACAGGUGGAAGGGUGACCUCUGGGAAGCAUGCAGUGUUGGCAUUCCUUAUCAUGACCGAGAAGCCAACGAUAUGCUGAUAUUUGGAUCUUUAACUGCCUGGUUCUUAAAAGAGGUGACAGAUCAUGCAGAUGGUAAACAUGUCGUUGCCCAAUUCCAUGAAUGGCAGGCUGGAAUUGGACUGAUCCUUUCUCGAGCCAGGAAACUUCCUAUUGCCACAAUAUUUACAACCCACGCUACACUACUUGGGAGGUAUCUCUGUGCAGCAAAUACUGAUUUCUACAACCAUCUUGAUAAGUUUAACAUUGACAAAGAGGCUGGGGAAAGGCAGAUUUACCACCGGUACUGCAUGGAGCGAGCUUCCGUUCAUUGCGCUCACGUGUUCACCACGGUUUCUGAAAUAACAGCAAUAGAGGCUGAACAUAUGCUGAAGAGAAAGCCUGAUGUAGUUACUCCAAACGGCUUGAAUGUUAAGAAAUUUUCAGCAGUGCAUGAGUUUCAAAAUCUACAUGCCAUGUACAAGGCCAGAAUCCAAGAUUUUGUUCGAGGUCAUUUCUAUGGUCAUCUCGACUUUGAUCUUGAAAAGACUUUGUUCCUUUUCAUUGCUGGGAGGUAUGAGUUUUCAAACAAAGGAGCUGACAUCUUCCUAGAAUCCUUAUCCAGGCUAAAUUUCCUGCUGAGGAUGCAUAAAAGUGACAUCACAGUGGUGGUGUUUUUCAUUAUGCCUGCCAAGACAAAUAAUUUCAACGUGGAAACCCUGAAAGGACAAGCAGUGCGAAAACAGCUGUGGGAUGUUGCACAUUCUGUAAAGGAAAAGUUUGGAAAAAAACUCUACGAUGCAUUAUUAAGAGGAGAAAUUCCUGACCUGAAUGAUAUUUUAGAUCGAGAUGAUCUAACAAUUAUGAAAAGAGCCAUCUUUUCAACUCAGCGACAGUCAUUGCCCCCAGUGACCACGCACAACAUGAUUGAUGACUCCACCGACCCCAUCCUCAGCACCAUUAGGCGGAUUGGACUUUUCAACAACCGCACAGAUAGAGUCAAGGUGAUUUUGCACCCAGAGUUUCUAUCCUCCACCAGUCCCUUACUACCCAUGGACUAUGAAGAGUUUGUUAGAGGUUGUCAUCUUGGAGUAUUUCCAUCAUACUAUGAACCCUGGGGUUAUACUCCAGCUGAAUGCACUGUGAUGGGUAUCCCCAGUGUGACCACGAAUCUCUCCGGGUUUGGCUGUUUCAUGCAGGAGCACGUGGCUGAUCCUACUGCUUACGGUAUUUACAUCGUUGACAGGCGGUUCCGUUCUCCAGAUGAUUCUUGCAAUCAGCUGACUAAGUUUCUCUAUGGAUUUUGCAAACAGUCACGCCGCCAAAGGAUUAUCCAGAGGAACAGAACUGAGAGGCUCUCAGAUCUUCUGGAUUGGAGAUACUUAGGCAGAUAUUACCAGCAUGCCAGACACCUGACAUUAAGCAGAGCUUUUCCAGAUACAUUCCAUGUGGAACUAACAUCACCACCAACGACAGAAGGAUUUAAAUAUCCCAGGCCUUCCUCAGUACCACCUUCUCCUUCAGGGUCUCAGGCCUCCAGUCCUCAGAGCAGUGAUGUGGAAGAUGAAGUGGAGGAUGAGAGAUACGAUGAGGAAGAGGAGGCUGAAAGGGAUCGGUUAAAUAUCAAGUCACCAUUUUCACUGAGCCACGUUCCUCAUGGGAAGAAAAAGCUGCAUGGUGAAUAUAAGAACUGAAUUCUACAUGUGCUGCAUUAAGAGCUAAUUUAAAAAAGCAAAGUAAGACUAAUUAUUUAAAAUAAAAGUGCCACAAAUUUCAUUUUCUCCUUCUAAGUAUUACAAUGGAGUUUAUUCUCUGCCUAAAAAGUGGAAGAAAUUGAGUGAGUGACAAUUUUGUAAUUUAGAAUAAGAUCCAAAUUAUUUUCCUCAACUCUUGUUUCCCCCAUAAAGUUAGGCAUGAGGAGGAGCACUCACUAAAGGCAGAAGACGGAAAAGUGUUUUUAAAAUGGUGAAUUUAAGUGGUAAGGAUUCCCUCUUACUCUGUUUAUUUUUAAAUUAUCAUCAUAAUCCUUUGCUUACUAUUUAUGCAGCUUCUCUACCCCACCACACAAAUUUCCCAUUUCCCCCCUGAAAACCUUGAUCUUACCCAUGAAUGUGCACUACCUACAUAUUUUAAAUAGCUAGGUUUUUACUGACUAUUUUCAUUUUUCACAUGCAUCAGAACCAUGAUUUAGAUGUAGUUUUGCAGAGACAAAAAUCCAUGAGUGAAUAGCUAUCCUAAGUCCAUAUUUUGAUGCAUAUUAAUGGACAUUUAUGUCACUUUUGAAAUCUAGAAUUGAUGUUGUAAUUAAUGCAAGAUAUUACCAUGUACAUGGUACCACCAUCUUACUGUAACAUUUUUCUAUUGUUUAAAUAGAAAGCCUUUUUAAAAUUUGGUCAAUCUUCAUAGAUGAUAACUUGUAAAAUCCAAGUAAAUAAAUACAUUAAUAUUUAAUAACUUAACUUUCACUGAUAAUGCCUUGCUUCUUCAUAGAUGAUAAGUUGUUAAAUCCAAGUAAAUAAACACAUUAAUAUUGAAUAACAA